AUGGAGACGAGUAUUAUUAUGAUUCUAGGAAUAUUUUGUACUUAUUUGUGUUUUUUUACCAUUACAAUUGCUAAUCCUGAAGCUAAACGUUUAUAUGAAGAAUUGAUUAAAGUACGUUCAUAUAAUAAAUUAAUUCGACCAAUUAAAAAUAAUAGUGAAAAAUUGACCGUUUAUUUGGGCCUUCGUCUAACACAACUACUUGAUGUCGACGAAAAAAAUCAAAUAAUGACAUCAAAUGUUUGGUUAAAACAGGAAUGGUAUGACGAUAAACUUCGAUGGGAACCAAGUAAAUAUGGAGGCGUCGACGUACUCUACGUUCCAAGUCAGCAAAUAUGGCUGCCUGACAUUGUUUUAUAUAACAACGCAGAUGGGAAUUAUGAAGUAACAUUAAUGACAAAAGCAACAGUUCAUUAUGAUGGCCGUGUUAUUUGGGAACCACCAGCCAUAUACAAAUCAAGUUGUACAAUCAAUGUUGAAUUCUUUCCAUUUGAUAUUCAACAUUGUCAAAUGAAAUUUGGCUCAUGGACUUACAAUGGUGAACAAGUCGAUCUUGUUCAUAUAAAUCAAACUAAUGGUUCAGCACCUGUCUAUGGAAAUAAUAGCGUACCCUAUGCUAUUGAUCUAACGGAUUUCUAUCGCUCAGUAGAAUGGGAUAUUAUGGAAGUUCCUGCUCAAAGAAAUGUACGAAAAUAUACAUGCUGUCCACAAACAUAUACCGAUAUAACAUUUUUAAUUACGAUUCGUCGUAAAACAUUAUUUUAUACCGUUAAUCUAAUAAUUCCAUGCGUUGGAAUAUCAUUUCUAACUGUUUUAACAUUCUAUUUACCAUCAGAUUCUGGUGAAAAAGUGGCACUUUGCAUAUCAAUUCUACUUUCACUUACUGUAUUCUUUUUACUGUUAGCUGAACUUAUUCCACCAACAUCACUAGUUGUACCAUUGAUUGGAAAGUAUCUUUUAUUUACAAUGAUAUUAGUAACGUUAUCCAUCGUUGUUACUGUUACUGUACUUAAUAUACAUUUUCGUUCGCCAUUAACACAUCAAAUGCCACCAUGGGUACGACGAGUUUUUCUGCAGGUUCUACCGCGACUAUUAUGGAUGCGUAGGCCUAAAACUGUCGAUCCAUUACAAUAUCAACAACCCAUAUAUCAUGCGAACAAACAUACAACAUCAAAAUUUGUUGUACCAUUACUGCAUGCGAAACCGUAUAAAAAAGGUCAAAUUAAUAAACGUCUACUUCGUGAUAGUAGUUUUGAUCGAGAUGUUAUUGAAAAUAUCGACGAUGAUGAUGAUGAAGAUGAAAUAAGACAAAUGGAACAUCAACCGCAAUCAUCACUUUAUCCUAAUGAAAUCAAAAAGGCAUUUGAUGGACUAAGAUGUAUUGCAGCACAUAUGAGACAAGAAGAUGGAGAGAAAAAAAUCAAAGAAGAAUGGAAAUAUGUAGCAUUGGUGAUCGAUCGUCUUUUUCUUUAUAUAUUUACGACAGCUUGUAUUGCUGGCACUUGUGGAAUUAUUCUACAAGCACCAUCAAUUUACGACAAUCGAAAGCCCAUCGAUAUUAUCAAAUCUAAUCGAUUUUAA
Messenger RNA from Rotaria socialis, 1578 nucleotides. NCBI's taxonomy places the organism in Eukaryota, Metazoa, Rotifera, Eurotatoria, Philodinida, Philodinidae. The record is from the annotation of a GenBank genome assembly.